GCUCACUGCAGUGUUGCCGGCCUCGACGCCGUGCGCCUCGAGGAAGAGUACAGAAAGCGAGUUUUCUACUACGAGGAGCGUGACGGCCCGUUUCCUGUCGCAGGACAAGAAGUUCGACGUGCCGUCAGCGCGCACGCACGCCAUCAGACGCACAGCUACCCUGGAACGCACAAGAUCAACCACGACCUUCCACUACACAACGGCCAAGAGCGGGGUCUAUCCAGCUGCGCUGUGUGCGCCAUGAUAUUCUGGAAGGAAGACCUCGAAGAGUUCGAGCUGUUCGACCCGCGGCCCGCCGAAGGCUCUACAAACGGGCCUCGCCCAGACCUCGACGAGGAUUACGACGGCGAUGAUGGUCAAGUCCAACGCAGCUACGCCCAGGUGCACUCUCGCGCACGCAAACUCAACGACCUCCUCUCAGCAGAUGCCUACAUGGACCGAUGGCGGGCUCCCGAAUCAUCAGGGGGCCACCACACCCUGCCCCGAGCAGAGGUUUACGGCACAAGCGUCGUGCACCCUUGGGCCACGGCUUCCGACGGUACCGCCUGCCGUUGGAUACUGGACACCACAUCGAUCCCUGUCUCCAUGGACGGUGGCCCCGGCCUACUCCGGGACAACACACUGCAGCCGGACUCUGAGGGGCGCUUCCCCUCCAUACCCACGUGCCUUAGCUGCAGGCUCGACCUCUCCAAGAAAACGCCCCUCCUCCCUCGGUACGCUCUGGCUAACGACAACCUCAUCUUGCGAGAACCUGUCGCAUUCCGAAAAAACGGUGCGAAGCUGUCCCCCAUGACGUUCGCCAUGCUCGCCCUCGCCCGCAUGCUCGUUCGGAAAAUAAUCGCCGAGAAGACAAAGAAGGCAGAUCCCCGCACGAAGCAGAAGGGGUUGCGUAGCAAUUCCAUUUGCUUCCCGCAGGCUUACGCCAAAGAGCUCGUGACACAAGCCCUACCUGCCGAACCCGAGGUUUCUCAACAGUUCUUCGCCGACGGCCUCUCCAUCGCACUUGCGGGGGCAUCCGUAGACGACUUGGAUAAAGCUACGUGGGCUGAAGUCCCUCGAGAAGCAUACAUGACGGCAGUGCGUUUCUGCGUGGCGCACUCGGAGGCUUACCACGCACUCGACAUUGACGAGAAUGAAGCCGCACGACGACUCCAAGAAGCAGGACACAGUUGCGCAGAGGUUCUCCAACAAGCCACCCGCGUAGAGGCCACCACACAUACGCCGCACCUCAUCCCUGGACCUGCCACGCUCGACGCACCCGAAAUCCCCGUGCCAGAAAGCAUCAUCACAGAGGACGGGAGAGCCAUGGAAGAUCCUACCGCAAGACCGACGCCCCACGUCGAGCCCGACACCGCACCACCGCCUGUACGCCCAGACACCGCCGACGACCUUCACCCCGACUCCGACGACGUCAACCUCCACUGCGCCGCAACCGACUUCUCCACGGGUGCGCUGGACGCUGACCGAGCAGCUUGCGAGUUCGCCGCCAAGCUGGAGCUCCUAUCCUCCAAACUUUCCACAGAUGCACACACAACCGACGUCGCCACCGAGAUUGAGUCUUUGCAGGCCUUGGCAAAAUACAUGAAUUCUGACGAAUACCGCAAGCAGUUGGACAGCACUUUACAGGCCAUGGAAGCGGCAGAAAGCCGAGAGCCUGGCGCCCGGCAACACCCUGACGGAACUUGGGCCAUUCCUACCGGCAAACGGCCCCUCUCCAUGUACGACAAAGAAUUCUGGCAAAAAGCUUUUCCCCACCUGUUUCCGUACGGGGAUGGCGUCUACGGCAUCGACCGACGCCGCCCGCUGUCUUUCCAGCAAUGGUGUCGCGUGCUCCUGCUACGUGCUGAGCUCCGCUAUCAGGUCCACGAAGCUUUGCCACAUGACUGCCCUCUCAUAAAGCGCGGCGCUCGACCGUGUGCGCAAUGCGCCAGAGCAACCACGCCGUUCGUCCCACCAGCCCAACCACGCUGGGGCGCCGAUCUCGACUUCCUAUGCGUCCUGUACGACUCCUGGCGCAGGAUGGAGCUCACGCGACGAGCCGGGGCCCACGUACGACGAAGAGGUUUCCAAACCAGCGUCAAUCUCGUCUGCCAGGCCACGGGAACCCAACUCCGAUCCGCCUUCGACUCCAUGGGUGAUAGAGCCGGAUUCCGUGAGUGCUUGCUCUCUGACAACGCUCCCGCCUCGUUGCGGGAGGCCGUGCGCAACCUCCUCUUCUUCAGCAGCGACGUUGUCGGUUCCGAGGGUGCUCGUCAACAGCUUCGCCACGAGCAGAUGGGGGACAUGCUCCGAUUCGGUGGCAUAGGUGGCUUCCUCACCCCGAACGUUGCAGACACCCGGAACCCUUUAGUGGUGAUCCUGCAUGCCGGUUCCCUCAACCACACCAGCGGAGGACUCGAUGACGACGGCGCCACGGAAAGGUACUCCAUCUCUCUCCUCGACGAGAACCCAACGAUGCCAACAGCGCAAAGGCGCGAUCGACUCUGCAACGUUGGCAGCGCGCUGUGCUCCAAGCCGUCGAGGUGGCAGCGCGAGGACAAGUUCGACGGCGACCUCGAGGGCGACCGCAAGGGCCCUACCAGGUCUCAGGUCUUCGCGACCGCCACCCACGACGAUGCGACUACGCGGGCCGAGGCUGCGGCUUACGCGGCUGCAUUCGCAGAAGAUCACUGGGACAUCAGCAGCCUCAGCGGCCACAUCCAUCAGCACCAUGACACAUGCUUCAAGUACAUGGAGGAUGGCAUCUCUCGCAAGCCUCAACACUGCCGUUUCGGAUUCGUGCACUUCGUCAGACUCUGGCUGCCGUCCACCACCGACAGCCCAGGUCAAGGUGAAGCCAAGGAGCGGAUUGUAGAACGGCUACUGGCCCGCGUGGGAAAGGAACCACUGCUGCCACGAAUACGUGGCCAGCCUCCUGUAGACACCCAGUCCAUGCCUAUCCUGGCCGACACUCGAUUGUUCACCGAUGGCUCCCUUGGUGCCAGCGUCGAGACCGACGACAGGCAGGCACGCCGUGGGCGCAUCAAUACAGUGCGGUUCAACCCCAGAGAGGGCAGCACGACAAUGGCAGGAAAGGUUGCGCACAGAGGGAAUUUGGAUUACCAGGAUUGUCGCCGCACCCUCACGGACGGGUAUGAGUACGACAACUCCGAGGCACUGGCUAUGCGCACCAACCUCGUUUACUCAGUGGUCGAGUCCAUCCGCAGUGGGAUCCAGACGAGCUUCUACACUUGCGACUACAACACGAAGCCGAACAUGACAUGUGUGCCUCUUCUGCAGCAUCUCACGCACGGCAUGGAACAGCUCGAGGCACAGAUGAAAAAAGAGCACGACACCGCAGCUAUGAAAGCUUACCUCCAGAAGGGUGCCGUCCACAACGCAGACUGCAGACCUGGCGCUCUGGUGGGCACCGCACACGCAGACCCGACGUGUCCCCCGACCGCGGCCACCUUCACCACCCCAGCGGAAGACCCCGCAGUGCGCCUGUCCACGGAUGCGUUCUACGAUGAUUGGUUGCACCGAGGCUUCCUCCGGCCGUUCCCACCCGACGUCGCUCGGAGGAUUCUCGGCUUCGUCUCCGACGUCAUCGACUACAACGCCGAAGCCUUACGAUUAGGCAAUACCCCCGGCCUCGACAACACUCGCGCACAGGUAGCUGACCCCACCCAGGACGCAGCAAGCACUGCACCCUUCACCUCUUUCGGCGUGCACGACGAACAACUUACUCCGAAAGAGUUCUUCGCGCUAAUUACGGUCGAGAGCAGCGCUAACUGGAACUUCAUGGCCGAGGCCCGAAAACGGCCACGGCCUGCACUAUUGCAUAAAGGAGCUUUCGUUGAUGAUGACGCGCACCUUGGCUUGCAGGCCGCCAGGGCUGACGUGGGCGACAUCGGAGACCCCGCUGGCGCAGACCCCGAAUGCGACGACGGCACCGAGCGCGACACCCCAACCGGUGUCCAAUACAAACCACACGUGCGUGUACGUGACUCCGACGUGCUGGACGUCGUGCACCGACAUCUCUCUGCUGGAAAAUUGGACAAACGGUCGGGCGACAGAUUUCUUCGCAUCCAGGAGUUCCUCAACGCAAAGGCCCACCUCUACGAGCACCUCCGCGAGCCUCGACAAGCCCAGGAGAAAAUGCAACACCUUUGGGGCCACCUCGUAUUGGCCAUGAUCGACGAGGCGAGCUUAGCUGACCCUCAACUGUUGACUGUCCUUAACGCAAGAGCGAAUUGGGGACGCCACGGCUCCCACAACCUUGACCCUACGUCGUUCACGGAAACAACUUUCGGGAACAUACUCGCGCAGAUCGUCAUGGGGGACUUCAUGCAACUGAACCCCGUCCGAACGCAUUCGCUACUGCAGACAUUUCUGCGCGGCACUGCAAUACACAUGCCCCGCGCUCCCACUUACGACGGCAUGGACAAAGACCAGCGCAUUGAGAAGGAGCGUCUCGACAAAGAAGGCUGGGACAUCUUUGAUAGGCUCUCGGAGCCAGUUAUCCUCUUCCACGGGUGCCACCGUUUCGUGCCAGGGGAUCCCUUACCAGAAAUCUUCAAGAUCAUGCGCACACCUGGGGGGCAAAAACUGCCGCCCUCCCUGAAAGAGCAACUCGCCGCUCGAUGCGUAUUGCAUCGCGACGUCGACCAGCGUGCCGACCCGUCCUACAUUCUGCACGACCAGUCCGGCGCUCCCACUGCCAUGCCUGGCUUCUUCGCCCAAGGGUACCACUCCGCCAUCAACUGGGAGACCGUUGGAGCGCUCUGGCUGCCCGCCGUCAGCGACCGCGUACAUCGCUACCUCCAGCCUUGCGGACAGCUACUCUAUUACGUCCAAGCUGUCGACAUCCCGCACCAGGCCGUUUACAGGUCACGUCCAGACAUGUACACGGACGCACUCCAAGUGGCAAACAUGAGCUCCAAGACUCCAGGUUGGGUCCUCCUGGACCGCUUGCCGCGUCAUGUGGAGUUCCGCGCUGACGACGCCACAGAGGAUUACACCGGUCUGAACAAGCCUGGCGUGUG
This is a messenger RNA of Prorocentrum cordatum, 5024 nucleotides long. Lineage: Eukaryota; Dinophyceae; Prorocentrales; Prorocentraceae. The record is from the annotation of a GenBank genome assembly.